AUGAUUAUUUUUUGUUUGCAGUCGUCCAACUCAUUUCGACCGCCGUCGUCUUGGAAAGAUCUCCUAGAGAAUAAUGAGUUCUACAUUUUGUUCUUUAAACUGCACGCCAAAAUUCGACAGGAUGAGGAGUUGUGCACAAAAAGCAUGAACUGUUUGAUUCAGCUGGCGUCACUCACCGGCGAUUGUAUGCCGGUAAAUGAGACUGAGAAAAGUGUGAGAUACGUUGGAUUGUACCUCACCAAUCUGCUUGAACUGUUCGCGCAAGGACCAUUGCCGUAUGAGAUCAAUUUGUUCUGCACCAUCAUCAAUCGUUUGUUCCUCUAUCGUCCGCUCACCUCGAUCAUGAAGCAGGAGAAUGAGCUUCGCGCGAGAUUCUUUAUAUUUUUGAAGGAAUAUACGAUUCAUUUGACGACGCAGGCUAUGAAAAAAGCAAUUGGUGACGCUGAACAUGAUGAUCAUGCUUCAUUGGCACUUAUUUAUGAUGCGAUUACGGUAUUGAUUCGGGGACGAUGGAGGACGAGUUUUGAGGAUGCUGAUGAAGCGGAUCGAAUUGAGAAUGAGCUCAUCAAAUGGCCGGUGCUUCUUAUCGUCAAUCAGUUCAUUCAGUGUGUUCUCGCACCGCCGCAAGGUUGUCGGCCGCUUGCGAAAGAGGAAGAUGAUGAUGGAGAUGAUGCCGACGAUCGCGUUCUUUUCAGCGAUCUCCUCAACCCGUUGGGCUCAAUGAUUUGCUAUAGUGUCAACGAGUUUUUGACGAAUAUGACAGCGAACUUGCGAAAAUCGCUGUCCGAAAUGACAAUGAUUGCCACUGGUAACGGAGAUGUUUCGAGAAUAGCCGCGUGGAAAGAGGACCAACACUGGCUCAUGCUCAUAAUUGCCACUUCUGUCGUCGGCGAGGAGGUUGAUGGAGCUUGUCAUAUUGAUGGAGAAGUCUAUGACAAUACAUAUCACAUUUUCCAAACUGGUGUGCAGUAUUGCCCGCAGAAAAAGAUUCAGUACCUUCAAAUGUGUAUUGAAGCGCCGACGUCGCAGAAUCGAGCGGUGUUCGAAAACGAGGUCGAUCCGUUUGUCCGACUCAUGGGCGAACUAUUUGCGUGGUCAGCGGUUGAGCACGAGCUGUUCGCCAGCGGACAAGUGGAAUGCGUCAGUCCCGAAUUGUGUCGAUCGACGUUCUACGCGCUGAAGCGAUUCUUGAAUGCGGCGAGCUCCGUGUCCGAAUAUGAGAAAUGGAACAAUUAUCAGGGCAUGUCGUCCGAAGCGCUGCCCAUGCUGCCGAAUGAUGACGCGUUCUCGAGGGUAUUGGUGCGAUUUGUCAUCAAGAAGGUUCUCGCGAUUCUUGUGAAUUAUGGAAGCGAAGAGAGAUUGUGCCAAGAUGCGAUUGAAUGCCUUUCCGGGCUUGUUGAAUCGAGGGCGCCUCUCAUUGCCGCUUCACCGGAAUUGUACGAGUAUUUGAACAAUUUGGAUAUUGCGAAGUUGCCGAAUCGCGCCGAUCUCAUGAAAGUGUUGGUGCAGAUUGGUGCGGCGUCGAAUAAUUCCGAAUUGCAAGAGAAUAUGUUCAAAAGGAUUCUUGUGCCUCUUGCUGAAAGCUUUACAGAGCUGACGAAGCUCGAAUCGUCGACGGAAACGGAUUCGCAGAUUGUCGAUCUGCUUCAGUGUUUUGAUGGUGUCGCGAAAGCGAGUCAGGCUCACUCGGCUGGUGUCUUAUUCAAAUUUUUGUUUUCUGUCAUAAAUCAAUGUGUAGCUUUAAUGCGAACCCGAUCACAUAAUGAAACCGUGGUCUCGACGAUUCUUCAACUUCUUCUUGACACAACCACGAAGGUUUCAAUUUAUUUGGACAGCGAGUAUGACGAGGAGUCGAAUAUGCUUUAUGCGACGUUGCUCCAGAUUGUUGAUUGCUAUCGAACCGAUCAGAUGAAGCGAUUCACUGGAAUGACGGCGGAUGAUGAAGACAAGGGAUCGGAUCUUGUUCUGUUCUUGGAUAUCCUCUCGAAUGUCCUUUCAAAGGACUUUCUCACUCUGGGCGAGGAGAAUGUUUCGACGGGCGCCAAAGUGGUCAUCACUUCUCUGGAAAUGCUGUUGACAAUUAUGAACGAGACGAUUUUGCUGAUGCCCGAAGUCGCGCUGAAAUUCUUCCGCCUAAUUUUGUAUCUUGUUGAAUUCUCGCCGGAAGCGAUCGUUGAAAUGUCGGAUGGAUUGAUCUCGUCGCUUUGUCAGUGUAUGAAGCUUGGAAUGUCGGGACAGUUUGGCACAGAGAUCAUCUCGACGUCAUUGGAAUCGCUCACUGAGGUCGUGCUCCAUUUCGCGGCUGCCGACCACAAGCAGAAAUGCACACAGCAAUUGGCGCAGCAGUUUAAAGAGAUGAUUCCGGCAGUUUUUGAAACCUGCUUGGCGAAUACCUGCGACACUUCGCUCUAUGCGGAAUCGUGUUCGGCGGUCUACUCGUUGAUCGCGUUUGAAAAAAGAUUCUUUGAGGAAUAUGUUAGCGAUUUGCUGAGCAAGAAGAGCAACGAAGCCGCUCGGCACGUUCUUGAAGAAGCUUUCACUCAGCUUUUAGAUGCUCCGAUGGUGACGGCGAAUCGUCGAGGAAGGAUUGCAUUCCGCGCGAAAAUGGACUCGUUUUUGGAGAAGAUUCAAGGAUUACUAUCAAUGUUCGCCACUGUUGUGACUGACCAAGAGGAAAUCGAGAAAGCCGAGGCUUUGAAUUUGGCCGCUGGGCUCAAGUACACGAUUGAUCACACAUGGGAUGGAUUUCCGUUGACUCAUGAUCCAAUUAGGCUGGAACUCAAAUGGAAAUUCGAACGUCAGAACGGGCGGCCGCAUAAGCGAGUCGUUAAAAUCACAUUCGAUGCCCCGUUCUUUGACGAUCCCGAGCCAAUGGAUCCACCAGGAAUUACGCCAGGGCUUUGGGAUUAUGAGGUGAUGGAAUUUUUCUUUGCCAACGAGCGGGGGCAGUAUCUUGAGGUCGAAGUGGGACCACAUGGGCAUUGGCUGUGCUUGUUGUUCGAUGGUGUUCGGCAUCAAAUCAAUAAUGGCGAAGAUCUUGAGCUGGAGGUUCAUAACAAAUGGUGCGGUGAUCGCUGGAUUGGAGAGAUUGAGAUCCCAUUGGCCUAUUUUCCAGCAAGAGUCUCGAAAUUCAACGCUUACCAUAUUCAUGGCGCCGAGAAUGAGCGCGUUUAUUCGGCUUUGUACCCGGUCACCGAUGGAACUCAUACGGUGCCCGACUUUCAUCGGCUCGAGUUCUUUCAACGCAUCAACACAAGAAAACUGAUUCCCGAAGGCUAUGGUGAUCGCCCAUUCGCCGAUUUCAAAUAUGGCGAUUUGUGGGCGGGCCAUUAUUGA
Messenger RNA from Caenorhabditis bovis, 3336 nucleotides. Lineage: Eukaryota; Metazoa; Nematoda; Chromadorea; Rhabditida; Rhabditidae. The record is from the annotation of a GenBank genome assembly.